AUGAAGGAUUCUGAAGCCACCUACUUGGCUGCCGUGAAGAAGAGUCAGACCAAGGACGGCCCGGAGGAUAAGGCCCACGCCGCAAAGCACACGAAGCCCAUUGAUUUGCAAGCGCUGAAUCCUGAUAAGGAGGAAGGCCCACUGAAGGAAGGCGCGCUCCAACAACGCCCACGAGCUCCUGUCAACGCCGAGCUCAAGGAGAUUUUCUACACCACCAAGCACGAGUGGUACACGAAAACUCGCGAACGACGCCUGCAGGAUUACGUAAAGAAAGUCGCCGAAUCAAAGGACAAACCCUAUUCUAGCAAUUAUCUUCUCUGCCUCGAACAUUCCUCUGUUUAUACAGUCGAUUUGCGGCGCUUUUCUCCCCGUCGUUUUGGCGUACGGGCUUACGUUGAUGCCCUGGAACAGGCAGUAAUCGACUGUGUCAGCGAGGAUUUCAAUAUUUCGGGCGUCGGGCGCAGUCGGGAUAACACAGAUUGUCGCAUGCGGUAUCCACGGCGC
Molecule: messenger RNA, 504 nt
Organism: Mesorhabditis spiculigera
Lineage: Eukaryota; Metazoa; Nematoda; Chromadorea; Rhabditida; Rhabditidae
Source: the annotation of a GenBank genome assembly